GCUUUGAACUGAUGAUGAAGGUCUCCACAUAGUAACUGACUCAAUCUUUUUUUGACAUAAAGUACGAGCCAAGGGGUGGCCAAAAAUAGUCUGUUUACCGCAGGACGUGGACUUGUGGUAACUAGCUGAUUGUAUGUGGACCAUUUCCCUCGGCUAUAGAUUGGUGUCCGGCUAUCCGAUGCUGCUGCUCAUCCUCACUCCGGGACGAUAGGCUAAUUAACUGAUGACUACCGAGCGCUCUGAUGUCCGACCUCCCCAUGAUGUCGAACUGGGGAUUUGCGUGCUAUGGCUGAAGAUGUCUCUGGACUCUGAUAAGGUGUGUGGGCUGCUGUCCCGGGACUCCAGGACCUCCUGUGUCUUCCAGGCUGCAGACGAGAAGGAUGACAUACCAGGGGUGGGGGAGGACAGUGUUUUGGAGAUGCUGAGCUAUUCUAAGUUCUCUGACCUGGAGACAUGGCUGUGCAUGCCCUCCACGCUGCUCCCCAGGGCCCUAGAGUCCACCCACUCUACCUCCUCCUCAGGCUCCACCUCUACAGCACACCUCUCCACCUGCAGCGAGACUGGCGAGACAGACACACCACACAGACCUCUAGAUAGGGAGGCCAUGUUCCUGACCCCUGCACUGGGGCGGGAAAUCCCAUUCCUGGCCACACCCUUAGCCCCCAUCCUGUCCUCUACACCGUGCAACAUAACCCCCCAGGGCGGGGUCAGUGUCAGGAAGCGCAGGCGAUUGGCAGCCAGCCCCGGGGGACUACACUGGACCUCUACAGGCUCAGUGCAGCGGGACUUCGACAGAACAGAGCCAUCUCCCAUAUCAUCAGCCCAGGCCCCAACCCCAGCACCGGCCCCGGGUGUGAGAAGCCUCCCCCUGGAUGAGACAGCAACAGCAGCGGGUGAGGGAGAGACAGCGGGUGAGCGGGCGGCUCUGAGGAAGACUGUAUCCGUUGACGACCGUCUGAUGCAGUCGGCGCCCAGAGAGCAGCAGCAGCACAGACUCCUCAGCAGGCUGGAGAGAGGCAAGAAGAAACUCAGGAACAUACAUAGUCUUGGAUCCACAGGCAGAUACGAGACCAGGAAGAACUCGGAGAGUAAGAUAUCUCACCUGGCUCAGAGGUUGAACCAGAGACCAGGGGAUGCUCUGAUAAAGGACUUCAGACAGUUGCUCUACACGGGCUCACCACGCACGUCUCACAGCCUGGACAGGAACUUCUAUUCUAUCAGCAUGACUCAACAGAUGCAGAACCUGCAGCUGUCCCAAACCAGGAAGUGCUCGGGAGGCCCUGCCUCUCCCAGCGCUGCCAAGCGCCUGUACAGGAACCUAUCAGAGAAGCUCAAAGGUGGCCACUCCUCCUUUGAGGAUGCCUACUUCUUCGGCCGUGGAGACCGCCACGGUCAUCGCAAGGGCUCGAGCAUGCAAGGUAGUGAGUGUCUGUUUGAGGCGGUGGAGCAGCAGGAUCUAGAUGCUGUCCAGAUCCUUCUCUACCAGUACACAGCUGAGGAGCUGGACCUCAGCACACCCAACAGCCAAGGGUUAACACCGCUAGACAUCGCCAUCAUGACCAACAACACCCCCAUAGCCAAACUACUGCUGAAGGCCGGCGCCAAGGAGAGCCCUCACUUUGUCAGUGUGGAGAGUCGCGAGGCCCACCUCGGCAGCCUGGUCAUCGAAGCAGAGAGAAAGGCAGGGGAGCUGGCUGCCCAGGCCCAGAGAGAGGGUCUCAGCCUGGAGGCCUGUGACAAAGACAAGCAGCUCCGAGCCUGGGAGUGGAGGAGCAAGCUCUACAAACGCAUGAGGACUGGCUUCCAGCAUGCACGUGUGCCGGAGCCCCCGUCUGCAGUGGGUCUGUGUGUAACCAGUAGCUCCUCUCUCACAGUUACCUUCCAGGAACCCCACUGUCUCAAUUCUGCUGUGGUCACCAAGUACAGAGUGGAGUGGAGCUGUCUAAAGGAUUUCUCAUUGCUGGCCGGAGACAUGAUGUUGGAAAACCUACAAACGCUCAAGUGUACCAUCAACGGCCUUACCAUGGGGAGGCUGUACUAUGUUCAGGUGUCAGCCUACAACAUGAGAGGUUGGGGUCCACCUCAACAAUCUCUACCCCCCUCUGCUGCACCUUCCAACUGGAGGGAGAGUGAUGGUCGUGAGCCCAGGAGAAGAGGGCACAUAGAGGCUAUGGAGCGCUUGCUGCAACAGGUCCGCGCUACACACACACACUACAGCUGCGGAGACACAUCAAAGCUCCAGAACCCAAGCCGUAAGCAGUCCGUCUCCAGAAGUCUCAAGCACCUGUUUAACUCUUCAAACAAGUUCGUGAAGACACUCAAAAGGGGGGUUUACCUGGCGGCAGUGUUUUACCACAAAGACAGUGUUCUGGUGACCACAGAGGACCAAAUCCCUAUAGUGGAGGUGGAUGACUCCUACGGCAGCUCUCUCAUGCAGGACUUCCUCUGGUUCACUAAGUUGUCAUGUAUGUGGGAGGAUGUGCGGUGGCUGAGACAGAGUAUGUCUGUCUCCAUGUCCUCCUCCUCCACUCUACAGGCCAGACAGAAGAUGCUGUCUGCCGCCGGGCAACUACAGAAUCUGUUAGGCACACACAACCUGGGGCGUGUCCACUACGAGCCCAUCAAGGAUCGUCAUGGUAAUGUAUUGCUAUUGACGAUCAGGGACAUGGAGAGCCAGUACUCCUUCUUCAAUGGGAAGUGGAUGCAGGUGUCCAAGCUACAGAGCCAGAGGAAGAGUCUGUCCACACCUGAGGAACCCUACGCACUGGACAUACUGCUAAUAACCAUACAGGACAUCUUGGCCUACCAGAGGCGUAGCCAGCAUCGCCUGGUCCCAGGUCUGUACCUGGGCUACCUGAAGCUCAGCAGCUCUGUAGACCAGAUCAGGGUGCUGGUGCCACAGAGGAUGCCCAACAUGCUGUGCCACGCGCGGGUACGAGACAACGCCAAUGUCUCCAGGGAGGAGUGGGACUGGCUGCAGAGACUGUCAACCCUAGAGGAUGGAGAGGAGAGAACGGCAGGAGAGAGAGAGGGAGCAAAUCAAACGACAGACAGUAACACACCGCUCCUCUACUACGAGCUACAGACUUCCCUCAAGGCCCUGCUCAAACUCAUCAACCUACCUCUGCACCAGGCCAAGCACUUCCGUAUCUACACUCACGAGGUGUUGGAGCUGGGUCAUAAUGUUUCCUUUCUGCUGCUGCUGCCGGCAGCUGACGAUGUGUGUACCGCUCCCGGACAGAGCAACCCCUACACCCCCCACUCCGGCUUUCUCAACCUCCCUCUACAAAUGUUUGAGCUGGUCCAUUUCAGUGCGUACAAGGAGAAGUGCAUCAGUCUGUACUGCCGCAUGUCAUCUGUCUUGGACCUGGAUGCACUUAUUACCCAGCAGGCACUGCGAGAGGCCAUAAUGGACACAGAGGUUGCCACUGCCAAACAGAGACACCAACAUAUACUGGACUACAUACAGCAACUGGAUGAGAUGUGGCGGGAGCUGCGUUGGAUCACUGAUGCCCUGCAGUGUGCCCGCUACAAGCAGCCCCGUGGCGGUGUGCCCAUCACCAGCCUGGUCAAUGCCAGCGAGCCUGAGUCAGACCAGGGGGCACAGAAGAGUGACUCAGCAUCCUCUACCAUGGACUAUCUACCCACACCAUCACCAUCACCUGAGCUACGGCGCAGGAAGGAUGUUAGUGACUCCCAGCUGGGGUCAGAUGAGGACGGUUGUUCAGAGGUGUUCCUGCCGACAGACAGUGACUACGACUCCAGCGAAGCUUUGUCCCCACGCGAGCUGGACCUGCUCUACUCCCCCCCACAGGACCUAUCCCAGCAGGCCGUGCACGCCCUGGGAGGCAGCGCUCCCGACGUACUACAGAUACACGAGCUCAGGUACAGCAUCUGCCAGCCCAAAGACCUCGCUCUCUCCCCCGCCUUCCCCCUCUCCCCAGGCCCAAUCCUCUCCCCCGCCCCACCCCUCUCACCUGCCCCCAUCUUCCCUGAGACCACUCUAUCCUGCUCCAAAACCCUGGAGGGUCUCUCCCUCUCCAAGACAACCCAGGACAAGCACUCCUUCACCCCGUUGCGGCCGCUUGCCAACCCCCCAACCAAGCGGAAGCUGCUGUCCCGGAGCCACGGGGCCACUGGGGCCCAGGUGGGUUACUUCAGCGGGCCCCAGCGGUGGCUCAGGGGCCACAGCGACAGCCACACAGGGUCCCUGUCCGAGGGGGUCUAUACCAGGCAGAGGGACCCAGACCUGCCCACCCUGCCCCUGAAUCUCCCAUCACCUCAGGAGGAGAUAUAUGCUAGUCAUGCUUCCUGUGUCCUGGAGGGCCGGAGGGGGGGACAGAGGGAGCCCAGGCCCCAUAUCAGGACUAUCUUUGUGGAACCGUGUAAGGAAACGUCGCCUGAGAACAGGGGCUGUGGAGAGGAGGAGAGAGGGAUGGAGGGAAAGGGAGGGAUGGAAAGAGGGGCAGGGGUGACAAUGGUUUUGGCAGAGGAGGGGUCAGGAGAGGAGGGGUAUGAAGGAGCGAGAGCCCAGGAUCUGGACUCAGACGACCAAACAAAUGCACAGGUGUCAGAGAUCCUCAGCAGCAAGCUCUAGGAUUAGACAAUGGUUCGGCAAGGCACUCCAGGAUUGGACAAUGCUCAGUAAUAUGCUCUAGGAUUGGCCAUGUUCAGCAUUUGACAGUGGUUCAGUAAUAACCUCCAGGAUUGGACAAUAGCUCAGCAACAUGAUCUAGGAGUGGACGGGACUGAGUAACAAGCUUUUGAACGAUUGGACAUCGGCUAAUUGAUGACAGUUGGUCGGAGCGAUGUUGUUUUGGUGCGUUGCAUCCACUACAUAUCCCUCAUCCCUGUGUCCAAACUGAUAAUGAUGCCCCUUUUCCUGUCUGUUUGUCUCUGUGUGUGUUGUUGUGUGGGUCUAUAUCUUUCUUUUAUCCCUUUCUCUUUCUAUCGAUCCUUCAAAUGACUGUGGACAGGCAUGCUGAACAGACUCUGAGCUAGUGCAUGUUUCUCUCUGAGCUCAUGCACGUGUGUAGCUCACAGACUAGACAACCCUUGCUCUCUCUGUAGAAUGUACUAGAGACUCAGGUUGCUGGCCAACUGUCUGAACUGUUAACUCAGAACCAAGCCAAGGCUCCAACUGUUAUGACCUAUAAUUAAUGCACCAUGACGUCGCUGUCGGAUCUAAACGUCAACUCAAAAAAAGAAAUUAAAUGUAUUUUCCAAAUAACGAACAUACAAUUAUGAAACUUCAGAAGUAUUUUGAAUACAUUUUCUUUGUCCUAGAGUCAUGAAAGGCAGUUACUGCUUUCAGCACAUAUAAAACAUGAAAAUUGGCAAAAAUUGUGUUACAAGCUUUUCAUCCGACAGCGACGAUGAAUUUAAGCACUGCUUUACCUAUACCUCUGCACUUGAAAGUGUGUUGAUGACCGACAAUGGCUUGAAGUUACUAUUUCAAUUGAUGAGUAUUCAUUAUACAUUGACACCUUACAUGAACUCAGCAAAAAAAGAAACGUCCUCUCACUGUCAACUGCGUUUAUUUUCAGCAAACUUAACAUGUGUAAAUAUUUGUAUGAACAUAAGAUAUGACAACUGAGACAUAAACUGAACAUGUUCCACAGACAUGUGACUAACAGAAAUGGAAUAAUGUGUCCCUGAACAAAGGGGGGAUCAAAAUAAAUCAAAAGUAACAGUCAGUAUCUGGUGUGGCCACCAGCUGCAUUAAAUAUGCCUCCUCAUGGACUGCACCAGAUUUGCCAGUUCUUGCUGUGAGAUGUUACCCCACUCUUCAACCAAGGCACCUGCAAGUUCCCGGAUAUUUCUUGGGGUAAUGGCCCUAGCCCUCACCCCCCGAUCCAACAUGUCCCAGACGUGCUCAAUGGGAUUGAGAUCCGGGCUCUUCGCUGGCCAUGGCAGAACACUGACAUUACUGUCUUGCAGUAAAUCACGCACAGAUUGAGCAGUAUAGCUGGUGGCAUUGUCAUGCUGGAGGGUCAUGUCAGGAUGAGCCUGCAGGAAGGGUACCACAUGAGGGAGGAGGAUGUCUUCCCUGUAACACACAGCGUUGAGAUUGCCUGCAAUGACAGCAAGCUCAGUCCGAUGAUGCUGUGACACACUACCCCAGACCAUGACGGACCCUCCACCUCCAAAUCGAUCCCUUCUCCAGAGUACAGGCCUCGGUGUAACGCUCAUUCCUUUGACGAUAAACGCGAAUCCGACCAUCACCCCUGGUGAGACAAAACCGCAACUCGUCAGUGAGGAUGACUUGUUUCCAGUCCUGCCUGGUCCAGCGACGGUGGGUUUGUGCCCAUACGGGACGUUGUUGCUGAUGAUGUCUGGUGAGGACCUGCCUUACAACAGGCCUACAAGCCCUCAGUCCAGCCUCUCUCAGCCUAUUGCGGACAGUCUGAGCACUAAUGGAGUGUUCCUGGUGUAACUCGGGCAGUUGUUGUUGCCAUCCAGUACCUGUCCCGCAGGUGUGAUCUUCGGAUGUACCGAUCCUGUGCAGGUGUUGUUACACGUGGUCUGCCACUGCGAGGACUGUCAGCUGUCCAUCCUGUCUCCCUGUAGCACUGUCUUAGGCGUCUCACAGUACGGACAUUGCAAUUUAUUGCCCUGGCCACAUCUGCAGUCCUCAUGCCUCCUUGCAGCAUGCCUAAGGCACGUUCACGCAGAUGAGCAGGGACCCUGGGCAUCUUUCUUUUGGUGUUUUUCAGAAUCAGUAGAAAGGCCUCUUUAGUGUCCUAAGUUUUCAUAACUGUGACCUUAAUUGCCUACCGUCUGUAAGCUGUUAGUGUGUUAACGACCAUUCCACAGGUGCAUGUUCAUUCAUUGUAUAUAGUUAAUUGAACAAGCAUGGGAAACAGUGUUUAAACCCUUUACAAUGAAGAUCUGUGAAGUUAUUUGGAUUUUUACGAAUUAUCUUUGAAAGACAGGGUCCUGAAAAGGGGAGGUUUCUUUUUUUGCUGAGUUUAUUAGAAGUGUGGACACAUGAUACAAGCCUUAUGUUUCUCUAGGUUUCUCAGCAUGGGUUUAUAGGCAUUUCCCCAAUAACAGUGAAUGUAUUGUCAUGGUUUAAAGUUGGUUUUCUGCAGUAAUUAAUUCUGUUUCAUUAUCAUCAUGCUAAGCUGCUUGAUUCUAUUUGGUUAUUUUGUGGAUCUGUUAUAACAAGAAGUCAACCAGAGUAUCAUUCAGAAUGACAGGAAUGUUCUUCAUACACUAAAACAGUAACUUUUCCCACUUUUCUCAAACUAUGAACAUAAUCUGACGACCAGCCUUCAAUAUCUGCAUAGUAUACAGUAAGAAGUAAACAGUUUUGAAUCCGAAAGUUUACUGUCGAUUUACACUAGUUGCCCCCGCGCCUAGUUCUGACGAGCCCAUCGUUAAGAAUACUGAUGAUAACGACAAUACUAAACAUUCCACAGCAAGCUGCAGUGAAUUCCAAUAUCAUAGCCUCUAUAUCCCUGUAAGUAUUUUUGUACUCUUUUUUAAUUUUUUAUCAUAACUUGCUAUUCAGCAUUGAAUGCCUACCAUUCGUAUUGUACUUGAGUCAAAUGAUGUAUUAUUUGUUGGCAUGGACUUGUUUUGUGUGGACUCUAGCUUAUGUCCAGUUUGAAUAUGUGCCCCCCUUGGUUUGGCUUGAGAAGGUCAAGGGUUAGAGGUUAGCGGUCAUGGUUGGUGGGGUCAGAGGUUAGGGACUUGAGUUACACAAAAACAGUCUGCACUUUGCAUCCUGGACUUAAGUAGCCUUGUUCUUCUGUUUAGCCAGAAAGUGAUUUGUGGUUUGAAGUUAUGUUUCUAUGACACUUUAAGGGUUGUUUUAAACUAAGUUGAAUCAUGAACACUGUAGCUUUGUGUUCUUAUCCUAUGUUCUCUGGUACAGAGUAUUAUACCCUCUAUAGUAGUAUUACUCUAUAUUACUCUCUAGAGUAUUAUAUUCUCUGGUAGAGAUGCAUACAGAGUAUUAGAAUCAUGUUAUUAAAGUAACAUUUCCAGGACCAGCUAAUGAUUGUGGUCAUAUGAGGUUUAACACAUCAUGGACUAUAUCGGACUGAAUUGCACUUUCAACAUGUCUUGUUUUUUCAUUUGAUUUCUAUGAUACAUCAAGCUAAUUCCCAAACAAUACCUUAAUGGUUUUAUCAAAGCCACGUUGCACGGGUAACAGGGAUACCUUGAGCUAGCUUUUCACUAUUUUAACAUUGCAGGUGAUUAUAAAACCUCAUUCAAAUUUGAUGUACUGAUCGAGGGCAGCUUUAUCGGUAACUAUUGUAAAACAAAUUGUUGCAUUAUUGGAAUCUUAAUAUGACUUGUUGAAGUGUAUUGUUGCAUCAACAGGCCGGUUGGUUUUCCACUACACAGUAUAUAUUUGCAACAAUGUUUUUAUCAUAUGUAGCUAGGCUAGUAAUUAUUGUAUUCUCACUUGACAGUGUAUAAGCCACCUUUGCAUUUACAGGCUGUUGUAAAUGAGUACUGAUCGCCUACGAAUAGCAAGUGUAAUAGGGGAUUAAAACAUGUGUUUCACAGUAUGUAUCCAUUCAUAGUUAAUGGACUAAUAAUUACAGUAGUUGUUAUAAGUAGAUACGAGCUGUAAGGAAUGCUUAUAACUAGUCUCAUAAUGCUCUACGAGUGUUAUAGAAGGCACUAUAAUGCAUUAUUAGGCCACACAGGUGGUUCAUAGAUAAUGUAUGUGUCCCAAAUGGCACCCUAUUCCCUUUAGGGACUAUAGGGCUCUGGUCAAAAGUAGUGCAAUAUAGGGAAUAGGGUGCUAUUUGGAACGCAGACAGUGUUACACUCACUUUUAUUUACAGUCAUGUCGUCUUUAAACCACCUCCAAAUGAACAAAUGCAUUAAUGCUAUUGUUUUAAGUGUUGGGCUUUGGGUUUGGGUGUAGGCCUACUACCAAAUCUACCAGUUAAUGUAUAUUUCCUCAGGAGUAAAAGCAUAAUUUGUCUCUAUGAAAUAUUGAAUAUUACUAUUUUAUUGUCCUAUUUAUUUUGCUAUCUAUGUCUCUCCACUUCCACCUAUUUCUAUCAGUCAUUAGGCUAUUAGUUUGUGGUCUAUCAAGUGACUAGGCCUCAUCAGAUCAUUGUCAAUGCUUUUAUAAAAUGUGCACAUAGUGAGUGGGCCAAAAUCAAGAGGGGUCAUCAUAUCUGUAUAUUUUUGCAUUUCCUGAUUAAAAUGUAUGAACUAUCAUAGCUUCUUAAAUGAAAAUAAGGCUAAUAUGUUUGCAGUUGGGGUGAAGAAGUCCUAAAAUCAACAAAGUUCCUGUAAUGGUUUGAUUAUUUUCUUCCUGGCUUGUUGCAAUGCUAUCUCUGUCUAGGGCAGGCCUACCUUAUGGCGGCAGAUGGAUGUGUUUGACCAGUUUAAAUAAUAAACCUUUCCCUUGUGGAUGUUGUGUACAACA
Messenger RNA from Salvelinus fontinalis (brook trout), 9403 nucleotides. It is a transcript of the gene ankfn1a, whose product is annotated as ankyrin repeat and fibronectin type III domain containing 1. Gene Ontology annotation, molecular function: protein binding. Gene Ontology annotation, biological process: regulation of establishment of bipolar cell polarity; establishment of mitotic spindle orientation. The coding region runs from base 224 to 4597 and encodes 1457 amino acids. Gene Ontology annotation, cellular component: spindle. NCBI's taxonomy places the organism in Eukaryota, Metazoa, Chordata, Actinopteri, Salmoniformes, Salmonidae. The record is from RefSeq and is a predicted model, not a curated record. The transcript has 25 exons.